AUGGCUUCCCCUUCAAAUCAGAAUGUUGGUUCAUCUUCUCAGCAACAACAUCAACAAGAACAAGAUCAAGAGCAACAACUUGUUCCCCAGAUAACCUGUUCGAUUCCUUUGGAUCAGUUGGAGGUUAUUUGCGAAUUAAUGGUAGAUUUUGACAAUCUGGAGAAACAUGAUGUUCAUCUUACAGAGAAUAUGGUGUUUCAAGGUUGGGGACCUUUGUUCUAUGAUCUGUGUGGUCCAGUUUAUCCUGACCUAUUGAAAGAAUUCUGGGUGCAUGCAAUUGUUAUGCCUAAAGCAAUUCUCUCCAUUGUUCAUGGUGAAUUCUUCUCAAUCACUGAACCCCUCAUAAGGAAGUUAUUUGGGUUGAUGAAUGUUGAAGGCGUUACUGAAGCAACUCCUAGAACUGAUUGGGAUGCUGUGUAUGGUGAGAUCUUUCAGAAUGGACAAAAGUCAAAAUAA
Messenger RNA from Vicia villosa (hairy vetch), 456 nucleotides. RefSeq lists its product as uncharacterized. Bases 1 to 456 code for a protein of 151 amino acids. The record is from RefSeq and is a predicted model, not a curated record. Lineage: Eukaryota; Viridiplantae; Streptophyta; Magnoliopsida; Fabales; Fabaceae. The transcript has a single exon.